Messenger RNA from Cherax quadricarinatus, 2332 nucleotides. RefSeq lists its product as uncharacterized. Lineage: Eukaryota; Metazoa; Arthropoda; Malacostraca; Decapoda; Parastacidae. The record is from RefSeq and is a predicted model, not a curated record.
CGGUGACCCGGUGGACACAUCACCAGCAUAGCGGCACACAGUUUGACACUAAUACCUGUAGCCGUGCCAGCAACACCACAAGCAGAAGAUGUAUCUUCAGUACAUUCUGCUUGUCCUUGUGGCACUGCUAGCUCCCUGGGUACCCCGUGGCACAGCGGCAGUUCUGAGUAAGGCUGCAGUGAAUGUCAAGGUUCUUACGAGUCCUACCAAGCUGGGAAUUAACAGCUCACUCCUAGUAGGCAGUAAUUUGCCUCCAGGGUUCUGCAAGAAAUGUGCUACCAAGCCAGGGCAGGAGACACUAGUGUUCCCAGGAACACCUGUGUGUAUCUCGUCAGGCACACGUCCCACUCGCUCGCUCAUAGACUGGACACUCAAGACUUCAGACCCAACCUCUGUGUUGAACAUCACUUGUGACUUGACGAACUUCCCACUCAACCCUCAACCCACUGAUGAUCGACUCUUUCUUUCAACCGUUCAAAGACUGAGAACUUUCAGCCCCCGAGGACCUAGACACCUCAUUACAAAGUCUAAUUUCGCUUCUCUCAUCUACUACAAGCAAAAUCAACUCAAUAAAUCUCAAAUCUGCUGUUCCGUGUCUGUUUUGGCUGGGAAGAAUGUCACCACUUUGUCCACUGCCACAACAACCUCACCAGCCAACACAUCUGUUACACCAAGCACUAAUUCAACAUCACCACUACCAGGUUCACCCCCACCUCUACCAGGAUCACCGCCACCUCUACCAGGAUCACCACUAACUCUACCAGGAUCACCACCACCUCUUCCAGGACCACCGCCACCUCUUCCAGGAUCACCACCACCUCUUCCAGGAUCACCACCAACUCUACCAGGAUCACCACCACCUCUUCCAGGAUCACCGCCACCUCUUCCAGGAUCACCACCACCUCUUCCAGGAUCACCACCAACUCUACCAGGAUCACCACCAACUCUACCAGGAUCACCACCAACUCUACCAGGAUCACCUCCGCCACUAGGAUAAUCACCACCAUCACCAGGGUCCCCGCCACCACCUGGACCACCACCGUCACCUGAACCACCACCACCUGGACCACCACCGUCACCUGGACCACCACCACCUGGACCACCAUUACCACGAACAGUUUUACCCCCACCAUUCAGGCUACUAUCAUCACCAACAACAGAAACACCAACACCAACGGAACAUCAACAGGAGCACCAACACCAACAGGAACACCAACAUCAACAGGAACACCAACACCAACAGGAACACCAACAUCAACAGGAACACCAACACCAACAGGAACAUCAACAGCAACAGAGGUACUGCCUACAACAGACUAAUAACACAAUAUAAGAGAUUCCCAAUAGCACCACCACUAGGAAAAUUAUCACCAACAUUACCACCACCACCAUCACGAACACUACUACCACCGCCACCACCACUACUACCACCAACACUACCGCCUCUACCACCACCACCACCACUACUACCACCACCACCACUACCACCAACACUACCGCCUCUACCACCACCACCACCACUACUACCACCACCACCACUACCACCAACACUACCGCCUCUACCACCACCACCACUACCACCAACACUACCGCCUCUACCACCACCACCACUACCACCAACACUACCGCCUCUACCACCACCACCACUACCACCAACACUACCGCCUCUACCACCACCACCACUACCACCAACACUACCGCCUCUACCACCACCGCCACAAACAACUGAAUCACCUCUACUAUUCGCACUACGAAUCCAAUUAUUACUGCUACUACCGUCGUUAUUACUACAUUUACAACUAUUCAUGCUGCUAUAACUGCUCUUCAUACAAUUUAUGGUACUGUUCCUAUUUUAUUCCUUUUUCAUCUAUGUCUGCUACUAACGCUCUCACAACUAUUUUCAUCUAUAGUACCCGGGGGAUUUAUUGAAAAAGUUUUUAAGAUGUUUUUAAAUGUAGUUACCAAAAUUUAGCAUAUUAAUGUAAACGUUUUUAUCCCUGUUGUCAAGAACUGCGACUGUCGUAGUUAUCCAGCCGUAUAUAAUAUUCAAUCAGUCGUAUAUUACAACAGUCAUAUAUAUUAUUUUUAAUAUUAAUGACAAUGAUAAGGUCUCUUGAGAACUUUGUUAUUUUUAGAGAAAAUUGGAAAAUUAUAUUGAUUCAUUUUAAGUCCAUUACAUAUCAAAUAUUGAUAAAUGAAAUGUUUGUAACGAAAAAAUACAUAGAUAAAGUAUAAUGAAUUUUAAAUGUUUCCUCUCAUGUUUCACGGAAAUUCGAAAAUGUUUACAACCAGAUAUUAUAAAUAAAACUUAUUGACUACAUAAUUUAUCCUA